AUGGCUUUUUGGUCGCUCCUGUCUUUGCAGAUGCUGUUUCGAACCUGAUCUGUACCUUCUUCUAUCCCAUCGAUCCCCGGUUCCAAAAACCCUCCUUCGCUUGCCACGCAGACCGCGAGUCCAAUCGUGCCAUUUGUUCAAGAUGCACCCUCUCAGCUUCCGGCUUGCGGUGAUUGCCGUCUCGAUAGUCCUCACAUUCGUUUUCCUGCGGCAGUUUGCAACGGGCUCUAUCGAUGAUGUUUAUCAGUUUUCGCAGCCAGUGCUCCAAGAGAAUGGCGAAUAUGCUCCCAGUAUAACUUCACAGCAGCAGACCGAGGCUGCCAAAGAAGACACCAAGGUGGUCGAGAAAGUCUCUGAAGUAUCUGAAGCAGUCUCUGAAGCAGUCGCUGCCUCCGCAACACCCUCGGAAGAGUCGAAAGCCAUUGAGUCUAGUAGCUCUAAGGCUCUACAGAAAAGUCCUGAUGUCGGAAUCGUGUCCAUGUUAUACGGCACGCCAAAUGAGUACUACGUCAAGGCCAUCGAGACGCACGAACGCCACGCUGCUCGACACGGCUACCCAGCUCACGUCCUGCGCUCCAACGUCUAUCCCCUUCACAAUGGAAUAUGGAAUAAGCUCGCAUAUCUACUGCACCUGCUGGUGGCAGAACUGGAAAAGCCGGAAGAUGAGCGAACAAAGUGGUUGAUGUGGGUCGAUGCCGACUCGAUCGUUGUCAAUCCCGCUCUGUCACUCGACAUCUUUCUCCCACCCAAGGAUUUCUCGAAUGUACACGUCCUGGCCACCAAAGACAUGAACGGGUUGAAUGCAGGCAUUUUCUUCCUCCAUGUUCACCACUGGUCCAUACAAAUGGUCAUCAAAGCCAUUUCCAUCCCACAGCACCUCCCACAUUUUGGUCUUGGCUUCCUUGAGCAAACAGCACUCUACAAGACCUUUAACGACACUGAGUUCCGGGGGUCGGUCAUAUAUCAACCUCGCAUUUGGUUCAACACCUACGAGUUUCACCACGCCUACGAAGGCAAGCAUGGCGAUUUUCUCGUGCACAUGCCAGGUCUGGAGAAAGAUCGCUGGCCGCACAUGGAGAAAUGGCUGGACAUUGUUAACGGCCCCGAACAAGCUGAAUGGGAGAUACCGUACGAGGAGACUAGAUAUCCCAAGGAGACCAAGGACUACUGGAAUACCUUGAGAUACGUCAGGGCGGUGCUUGACUAUGCGGAGUAUCGAGCCAAGAAAGACUCUCUUGCAAAGGAUGUCAAGGAAGCCGUCGAAGACCUUCGUGUGACAUACACAUACGCCUCAGACGCCUACAAGAAGUUGCGGGAGAGGGCAGAAAAGGUGCACAAAAUGUUUGAGGACCAUACAGGUAACGGAACCGAGGACGCAAACCGUGUACUCAAGCAGCUGGGCCAAUGUCGUGAUGAUCUUCUGGGUUCGUCUGAGUCGGACACCAACCCCAUGCAAGGUUCCUGCCGUUUUGAGUUGGCCAAGUGAAGCCAUGCACAAUUUCUGGAUGAACGAUAGUGGUUAUUGACCCAUUCCACAAUGAUUUAUGUUCACCGAACAAGGCUGCGAUUGAGUCCACGCCAACCCAGGUCGACCACGGCACAGCACCAAAUCCUAUACGCCUGAAGAGCACAAGAAGAGUUGUGCGACAGCCUGAAGACCUACGCGUCAGUCUCCAGUCACCUGCUAUGGCUGCCCAGUUUUGCGGCUUCGGCAA
This is a messenger RNA of Exophiala viscosa, 1715 nucleotides long. RefSeq lists its product as uncharacterized. Gene Ontology annotation, molecular function: glycosyltransferase activity. Gene Ontology annotation, biological process: protein N-linked glycosylation. Lineage: Eukaryota; Fungi; Ascomycota; Eurotiomycetes; Chaetothyriales; Herpotrichiellaceae. The record is from RefSeq and is a predicted model, not a curated record. The transcript is spliced from 2 exons. Gene Ontology annotation, cellular component: Golgi membrane. The coding region runs from base 143 to 1486 and encodes 447 amino acids.